This is a messenger RNA of Colius striatus (speckled mousebird), 1881 nucleotides long. RefSeq names its product coiled-coil domain containing 177 (gene CCDC177). The transcript has a single exon. NCBI's taxonomy places the organism in Eukaryota, Metazoa, Chordata, Aves, Coliiformes, Coliidae. The record is from RefSeq and is a predicted model, not a curated record. Bases 1 to 1881 code for a protein of 626 amino acids.
AUGGUGGAGCCGCCGGCCGAGCCGCCGCCGCAGCCGUGCCCGGCGCCCGGAGGGGCGGUGGGGGGAGCGGAGCCGGGCCGUCCCGGGGAGCAGUCGCCGCUGCUGCACCUGGACCUGUACAACUUCGACUGCGCGGCGGCGGAGGGCAGCCGGUACGUGCUGACCAGCCCGCGGUCGCUGGAGGCCUGCGCCCGCUGCGCCGUGCGGCCGGUGGAGCUGCUGCCGCGGGCCCUGGCCGACCUGCUGCGCGAGGCGCCCGGCCGCUCCAUGCGCGUGGCCGCCGGCCUGUACGAGGCCUACGAGCGGGAGCGGCGGCGCAAGCUGCAGCAGUGCCGCGAGGAGCGCGAGAGGAUCGUCCGCGAGGAGAAGAGGCGGAUCCUGGCUCCCCCGCCGGCCUCGCCCGCCGCCCGCGGCGCCCCCCGGGCCCCCGCCGCGCCCCGGCCCCGCGGCGAGGGGAGGGCUGCGGGGGCCAAGGCCAAGAGCCACUCGCUGGACUCGCUGCAGAAGCGGCGCGAGGGCAGCUGGGGCAAGACCUCGUCCGAGUCCGGGGCCUCGUCGUCCUACAGCGGGGAGAGCCUGCGGGAGCGCGGCGGCCGGGCGGGCGGCCGGGCCCGGCGCGGAGCGGCCAUCGCCGCCGCCAACGGCGCGCUGCUGGGGCGCAGCUUCAGCCUGGGGGACCUCAGCCACUCGCCGCAGACGGCGCAGCGGGUGGAGCGGAUCGUGAGGGAGGUGAGGAGGAGGAAGGGGCUGUCGGAGGUGCCCGAGCGGGACAGGAAGAUCGCGGCGCUGAUGCUCGCCAAGCACCAGGAGGCCAGCUUGCUGCGGGAGCAGCGGCAGGCGGCGCACCGGCAGUGGGACAGCCAGCGGCGCCUGGCCCGGCAGCGCAAGGAGCAGGAGGAGAGGGAGAAGCAGAGGGCCCUGCUGCAGGGUCAGCGCGCGUGGGAGAGCCAGGUGGAGAAGCGCCGGGGCAGGCUGAGCCGGGAGCAGGAGGAGGCCGCCCUGCUGAAGCAGAGGCAGCGUGUGGCCUGCGAGGAGAGGUGGCGGGAGCAGGCGGAGAAGCAGGAGCGGCUGCGGAGGGAGAGGCUGGAGAGGGCCGCCCAGGAGGACAGGCAGAAGAAGCUCCACCAAGAGCACAACCUGAAGGCGAAGGAGGAGGGCAAGAGGGAGCACCGGGAGCGAGAGGAGCAGCUCCUGCAAGAGAAGCUGUCCACGGCCGCGCAGAAGAGGCUGAAGAAGGAGGUGCAGCAGCAGAAGGAGAAGAAACUGCUCAACCAAGCAGAGAAGCUGAAGCACGAGGCCUUGCUCAAGGAGUUGGCCAAGCAGGAGGCGGAAGAGAAGAAAAUGCUGAAGGCUUCCCUGGAGAUGAGUUUGACAAAGGCUCAGGAGAACUACGAGCAGCUAGUGGAGAAGAGGAACCAGGAGCUCAGGGAGAAAGCCAGGCGGGAGGACAUGCAGAUCCAGAGGGCCAAGCUGGCAGCAGAGAAGAAGGAAAGAGAGCAGAAGGAGCACUUGGAGGCCCUGGCCAGAGAGACCGAGAGAAAGCUGCAGCACGCUGCCCAGGUGGCCGAGGAGGCUGUGCAAGAAAAAGCCCGCAGAGUGGUUCUGAGCCGGCUGGAGAAGGAGAAGGUGCAGAAGAUGAACAAGCAGAAGGUGGAGGAGUACGAGGACUUGCGGCGCAGGGAGCUGCUGCUGUCGAUAGAGAGAAAGCUGGAGAGGAGCGAGCAGAUCUUCAAGGAGAAGAAGAGUGUGCUGGAGAACGCCAGGUCUGUGGCUCGGGCGUCCUUCCACGUGCGGGAGAGGGUGCGGGAGGAGACAAACACGCGCAGCUUCGACAAGAUGGCCUUGGAGGCAGAACUGCACGCCCAGCUCAGCAAGAAAUGA